AUGCUACCUGGUCCACACUUCAUGUGCCAAAGGAGAUGUGGUAGUGGUAGUGGUGGUGGUGGUGGUGGUGGUGGUGGUGGUGGUGGUGGUGGUGGUGGUGGUGGUGGUGGUGGUGGUGCUUGUGGUGGUGCUUGUGGUGGUGAUGUGAUGGAAUUUUGCGAGAUGGGCGACCGGUUCGCCAAACUGUGUUUGGAGAUGUCCAGUGAGACCGAUUAA
Molecule: messenger RNA, 216 nt
Organism: Spirometra erinaceieuropaei
Lineage: Eukaryota; Metazoa; Platyhelminthes; Cestoda; Diphyllobothriidea; Diphyllobothriidae
Source: the annotation of a GenBank genome assembly